Chara braunii is the source of this 846-nucleotide messenger RNA. Lineage: Eukaryota; Viridiplantae; Streptophyta; Charophyceae; Charales; Characeae. The record is from the annotation of a GenBank genome assembly.
CGCCGUGAUCGUCAUGGAGAACCUCGUCAGGAGCGAUAUCGUGAUCCGCCAAGGCGUUUUGUUCCCGUCUGUUACGAGUGUGGUGAACCUGGGCACUACAAGAAUCAAUGUCCCAGGCUAGUAGGCGAAAGUAGUAUGAAGUUUUCCUCCUCAUAUCGAGGACGAUCGACCUCGCCGGCGAACUAAGUGCAAAUGCGAGAACAACGAUCCGCAUCCGACGAACCGACUUUACUCAAGCAACUUGAUGACCUCGCUAGCUCCUUUGCUACUAUGAAGAACUACAUCGAUAAUGAGUUGGCACGCAAGGAAGAAAAAGAGAAGGAGAAGAAAGAGAAGGAGAAAAAAGAGAAGGAGAAGAGCAAACAAGAAGAGCGGGAGCGUGAGCAAAGAGAAGAGGAUGCGCGUUUGACUCGGGAGAAGCGUGACGAGAAGUGUCGGAUCAAGAAUGAGGAGGAGAAGCGAAAGGAGGCGGAAUUUCGGGAAGCUUUGCGGAAGGAUUUGAGGAUGGAGGUCCGCCGACACGUUGGCGGCGUAUGCGAAGAACUUCACCAUCGUUCACUUGAUACCUUACCAACAAGUAAGAUGAAGAAAGGUAAGGAGAAGGUUCCAGUGUAUCAUUCUACGAGUGACGAGGAAGAUAACUUGGAUAACAGUGAUGUUGAAGCCCUCAGCGAGCAAGCUGAAGGACUUGUGAUUAGCGAGAAGCGAAGCGUACUGCUGAACUUGUCGUAGGGAACAGCCCGCCGAUGGAGACUCCUGCUAAACGUCGUACUAAGAGGGGGCUGUGGGAUCCAAAGCACCUAGUCCUUAGUUGCCGUCAUCCAUCAAUGAAGAAAUCGUUGAACA